AUGGCCCCCGUCCCUUCCUCCAAUGAGACGCCCGACCUCACUGGAAUCGAGUACGUCCCCUCACUCGACCGUCGCACUCUUGCCGAGGCCUCCACCUCGGCCUCCAUGACUUAGCCUCUGCCACUCGUUCUGCUCCCCGGACCACUCGGCCCAAGUGCACUGACCCAAUCAAAGUUUGGUCGACUCACAGCUAUGCCAAGUAUUUCUCGGCUGGCGGUCUGUGUGCCAUGCUAACCCAUGGCGCUGUCACUCCCAUGGGUACGUCACUCACCGAAACGACAGCGUGGCCGUCUCUCCUAGCGCCGAGUGAGCAAUUACGAGACCGAGCUGACCGCAUGCCCAAAUCGCUGGUGCCUCGCCGCUGCACUACCCGUAACUCCCAUCCGGAUAUUCUCCCAACGCGUGUCAUCGACGAAAUAUCCUCCUUGGCGCAAUAGAUGUCGUGAAGACGCGCAUCCAACUCGACCCCAAGCUCGGCAAGCUUGGGAUGGUCGGCACCGCGCGAGGCAUCAUCGCCGAGGAGAGCGUCAAGGGACUCUUCACCGGCUUUGGUGCAACCGCUGUGGGCUAUUUGGUGCAAGGUAUGUUGCAAACUCUAGCGAAGGAAGUGGGAAACGACUAUCUGAUACCUGUGUCGCCAUGCUCGCUGUCGCUCGGUGGGAUCAGGUGGGGCAAAGUUUGCCGGUUACGAGUUCUGGAAGAAGAAGUGAGUCAUGGCAAAGCUUUCCAUGGUCUGAACUACGUGCUGAUAUAAAAACGCUGCUUUAUAGGUUCGUGGAUGCCCAAGGUGGCUACGAAGCCGCGACGCCGAACCGAACAACGAUCUAUCUCGGAUCUGCCGCCAUUGCCGAAUUCUUCGCCGAUGUGAGCUGCGAUCAAUCCAGACAUGUACGAUGAUCGACGCCGAGCUGACCCCCUGAAAUGUUCGACUCUUCGGUCGUUCUAGAUCCUCUUGACGCCGUUGGAAGCUGUCCGCAUUCGAACGGUCUCGGAUCGAACCUACGCUUCUGGACUGGCCACCGGCUUUUUGAGGAUGGCGCGGGAAGGUGGUGUCUCAGAGAUGUACGCAGGAUUUGUCCCCAUUCUCGUAAGUCCUUCUUUCGCUACGGCCAGAUUCCGAACCGUGAGAUCUUCGGGCUGAUCACAAUUCUCGCUUACCCUUCGUCCCUUACUUCUGAUCGUUAUCGUUCGGACGGACAUAUAGUUCAAGCAAAUCCCCUUCGCCCUCGGUCAGUUCGUGACCAACGAAUGGGCCCAUGAAACCGUGUAUAAGCAGCUCUCUGCCGAAAAGCGCAAAAAUCUGAGCGUCCUGGAGGAGACGGGUAUCACGCUCGGAUGCGGUGUCGUCGCUGGCAUUUCGGCCGCCGUCUUGUCGCACCCCGCCGAUACCUUGUUGUCGCAGGUAAGCAGAUUAUGACUUGUAUACUCCGCGUACGAUUUCAAUACUCAUCCUUCUGAUACUCCUCAUGCCUAGAUCAACAAGGGCAAAGGAGGCAAGGGUGGAAUUUUCAAGCGACUCGGAACAUUGGCCUCCGAAGCCGGACCGGCUGGUCUCUUCUCUGGACUUGGACCUCGUGUUGUACGUUUGACCGGUCACAGGAGAGUUACACGUCGACUUGAACCUGACGUGUCAUCUUCCUUGGGUGACGUGCAGGUCAUGACGGCCGGGUUGGUCUCGGCUCAAUUCUUCCUUUAUGGCACGAUCAAGAAGUCUCUGUAAGUGGAGCGGUGCGCCUCUUGGAAGCCCUGGGAAUUCGAAGACUUACAAUCGUCUGCACAUCUGAUUCUCGCAGCGGUGCUCGACCCGGCAUCGAGAUUCACAAAGCCGACUAA
Messenger RNA from Microbotryum saponariae, 1833 nucleotides. The record is from the annotation of a GenBank genome assembly. Lineage: Eukaryota; Fungi; Basidiomycota; Microbotryomycetes; Microbotryales; Microbotryaceae.